AUGUACUUUUUCAAUUCUGUCGACCGAAGCAACCUCGGAAAUGCAAAGACUGAUGGCAUCGAUGUUGACUUGCAUUUUAAGGGCAAUCAGUAUUCAUUGCUGCUUUUACUCUUCUAUAUUCCUAACGGCUUAUGCGAUCUGCCAUUGAACAUGCUUACGAAGCGCUUCUCCGGUCGCAUCAUGUUGCCCACUUUGAUGCUCGGCUGGGGGACAAUGGCACUCAUCCAAUCCGCUGCCAAGAACUUUGGUGGGCUAUUAGCUCUCAGACUGAUACUUGCAGUGUUCGAAGCUGGGUUCUUUGCUGGAGCCGUAUUUUAUCUUUCGCUGUUUUAUGCGCGUGGCGAGCUCGGUUUCCGCAUUGCCAUUUUCUUUGGUUCCGCGCUUCUCGCUUCGGCCUUUUCUGGAUUGAUCUCUUACGGUGUCUUCCAGGUCAAAAGCAGUCAUGUGCAAGGAUGGCAGCUGUUGUUCAUCAUCGAAGGCAGCCUGACAUGUAUAUCAGAAAAGCUUGCGGCGAACUUACGUAUGCUCCGUGAUGGUUCGUCUGAGGUUGGCACAAAAUUGAACCUCCGAGACUGCUUUCAAACAUGGAAAAAUUGGAAGUUUGUUCUAUGGUGCAUCAUAUCCUUCACCUAUUCCGUUGCCUUCACAACCACUGCCACUUUCUUACCACAAAUCGUUGCACGUCUGGGAUUUUCAGCUGUCAAGACAAAUCUAUGGACUGUCGCACCUAACAGUGUUGGUUUUGUCGUCUUGUUGUGUAUCACCAAGUCUUCGGACUACUUCCGCGAGCGCAGUCUGCAUAUCGUCCUCGCGUUGUGUAUAUCACUAACUGGCUUGAUCAUCCUGACUGCUAUCGACGUCGUUGACAACAAGGCUGUUGCGUACUUUGCAUGCUUCCUACUCUGUUCGGGCGCUUAUAUUCCUUCAUGCCUUGUGCACUCAUGGCACAACAACAACAAUGUCAAUGAGAGUUCUCGCGCUGCUACGACUGGUCUUCUCGUCGGGCUAGGCAAUCUCUCUGGUAUUUUGAGCACUGCCACAUUCCGCACAGAAUACGCUCCAGCUUACAGACCGACGCUGAUUGUCACUGCGGCUUGUAACGUCACUUGCAUUGCAUGCACUUUAUGGCUUGGUUUAUGGAUGAAAAUGGAGAAUCGGCGAAGAGACAAGGAUCAGGGGCUGCAAGGUGGUACGAGAGCAGUUGACACGAGCGAGAACCUGCACGGAGAGAAUGAUCCCAACUGGAGGUUCUUUUCUUAA
Messenger RNA from Aureobasidium melanogenum CBS 110374, 1260 nucleotides. Its product is annotated as putative pantothenate transporter. Lineage: Eukaryota; Fungi; Ascomycota; Dothideomycetes; Dothideales; Saccotheciaceae. Bases 1 to 1260 code for a protein of 419 amino acids. The record is from RefSeq and is a predicted model, not a curated record. Gene Ontology annotation, biological process: transmembrane transport. Gene Ontology annotation, cellular component: membrane. The transcript is spliced from 2 exons. Gene Ontology annotation, molecular function: transmembrane transporter activity.